Messenger RNA from Penicillium lagena, 942 nucleotides. RefSeq names its product putative ubiquitin-conjugating enzyme. The transcript is spliced from 4 exons. The record is from RefSeq and is a predicted model, not a curated record. NCBI's taxonomy places the organism in Eukaryota, Fungi, Ascomycota, Eurotiomycetes, Eurotiales, Aspergillaceae. Bases 1 to 942 code for a protein of 313 amino acids.
AUGUCGACCUCCAAACUGCCCUGCAUUCCUUCACUUCGACGGCAGCAACUUCAUCUGGAAUUUGCCAGCCUGAAGCAUGCACCACCCGCGGGCGUCUACGUGAGCCUGGCAACCGGCGACCCCACGCUCUGGAAUGGUGUCAUCUUCGUCCGUUCCGGCCCCUAUGCCUCUGCCAUCCUUCGCUUCCAAAUCCGUUUCCCAGAUUCCUACCCCGACCUCCCACCACUGGUCACCUUUGCGACAGAUGUCUUUCACCCAUUGAUCGUACCCCUGACCACCUACACGUUCAGCACCAACUCGACAAGCGACAACCCGGUCAGUGCAACAGAUGAGGAACGACUACCGCCGGGAGGAUUCAGUCUUCGCCAUGGUUUUCCACACUGGUUCGGGAGAGCGCGUCGGAGCGGCUUUACGUCCCAGGCGUCAUCGCGGAAUGUAAGCGGAAAUAACGCCGGCAAUCCAACAUCAGCCACGAAGGACUCGAACCCCGAAGAAGAGAAAGAAGAUAAAAACGAGCAGCGCGUUGCGGCAGUGCCAUCAAUUGAUCAAUUCGCGCAACCAAAGAAGAUCGUGCCCGUCUUCGAGAUUCUCGAGUAUAUGCGCUCGACAUUCGACGACGAAGAUGUUCUAGACUCUUUGCCGGUCGAUGCUGCUGGAAACCCUGGCGCAUGGCACGCGUGGAAGGCGCAUCGUGGGGGCGGCACUGGGCCGGAGGAUUUGAAACGAGGAGACCCGCAGGCUCGACAGCCGGGAGAUUGGCAUUGGGAUGGGAUCUGGGCUCGACGGGUACAGCGUGAGAUUGAGACGAGCUACUCGGACCCUAUGUUGUUUGGGAAUGCCGGUCGUGGGAGUGACGAAGUGAUACGGUUCUCGCGGUUGGACGAGGAGACGCUGGAGUCCGUCAAGGAGAAGAUGGCGGCGAUGGUAGAAGGCAGUGCUUAA